UGAACCACCGAAGAGGUGCGGACCAUCGCGAGGUCAGGUGCAGGUUGUGUGACUUUGAGGAAAAGAACGGCCGCAGUUGUUUAGAAAAUUUUAGAGUGUCGUCUUCAGCGGUUUCAACCCCAUUCAUUAUGUCAUCACCUGGAUGGUACGUUAGGAAUGCAAUUUUUACUUGCUACCAUUUACUCUAAAUUCCCAUCAUGACCGAUCUAAAAAAGAAGCCCGUUCUUCCAUUGGAGGAAAAUGGUAUGGAAUUCGUAACGGUAGUUUCGGUGGGUUCCGAAAAAAUUCAAAACGACGAACAUUUGGCAACAAAAAAAGAUUCGAGUUACGUUACAGUGCUUAAAAUCGGAGAAGAAGACAUUCCAAACGAAAUUACCGAAGAAGUUCUGGUGUAUCGACUACCGGGAGAAAGAUUAGGCUUUGGGCUAAAAUUUGAAGGCGGAACAAAGGCCGCCGAAUUCGUCAACCGCUUAUUUAUUCAGUCUUGUGCGCCCGACAGUCCGGCUUCGAUGGUCCAAUGUUCCUGGGGGAAAUUAAGUGAAGGUGACGAAGUGUUGAAAAUCGAUUCUUUGCCAGUGACCAGUAUGACCAGGAUUGACUGCGUUCGUUGCUUGAAGGACUCAAACGUUGUCAUCAAAUUGUUAAUCAGGCAUUUUAUUAAUAAAAGAAGUGAAGAUUUUACGGAUGAUAUAAAUUCAAGUGGUAUAACGGAAGAUUUACCUCAUGUGAUAAGUGCCGAAAAGAAAAGAACCCCGCCCCCGCCGCCCCCAGUCCCCCCGCGUAAAAUACCGCGCAAAAUGCUAAAAGAACUACCACCCCCGGUCAGUACAACUCCAUCAAAUGAAAAUGAAAAUGUUUCCCAAAAUGUGGAGCAUCUUUCCAACGGUCUACGGCGUUUUCAAUCACCGCGCAAUAGUGGCAGAUUCCGAAAAUCUCCAGAAGCCACUAAUCACCUGUACAAAGACCGCCGACUGUCUGAUGGAAGUGCAGGUCCUCCAGACGCAGAAGUGUACUUAGACUUGUUUUCACAAGAACACGGUUGUAACUUGAGCGAAUCUGACGACACCGGCAGCUCAAUUUCCACCAUCAUCGACAGGCUCAGUUCUUUUCCAACAACUACCAACUCGAGCUUUGCAGGAAGCUUACCUUCAACCCCUACAUCUAUACAAAGGCAUUUGGACUUAUGCAUUGACAAAUCUGCGGACUUUGAUGCGAUAUCCAAUGAUAGCUAUUGGUACUCGAACUUAACAGUGGAAGGGACCGACAUAGGCUCCCUAUUCAAACGGGAUCAGACUAUCCACGAAAAGGCCAGUAAAGAAAACGAAGCAGAUGCAAACCCUCUGCAACCACCUACAAAUUUCCAAGAUGCUCCACUAAGUUACGGCAACGAAGACAUGAUCAUACCCGAACCUUCUGUUAGGCCCCACUUUAAGGGAAACGAGAACUUUUUAGAAUUGGAGGAUGAGAAUGGAAAUUGCAUUAAAGACGCCACAUUUUUCGAAGGCUUGCCGGCUUCUGAUUCGAUAAGAAGCGACUUAUUCGCGUUGGAAUUGCCUAGACUAGUAUGUUUCAUGCCAAAAUAUUCAUCCCCCGAUUGUCAGGAACAAAUCGAGUGCAACACAAUCGAAUCGGUGAAAAUGUUUCUCGAGAACGAAAUUCGUACAGCAACCGAAGACCAUUCGAACAGGUCUUCCACUAGCAACAUUUACAAUAGCGAGUUAUAUAACAUUAAUUGGAAUUUAACCUCGCAGUUGGACACCAUUGGCGAAGUGGACGAGGAAGGAAGCCAGGAAACUACCUCAUUAAAAUCCUCCACGCCGAUCGUAAUUGUCGAAAAUGCGGACGAGGAGGUUGCGAAGGAGCAAAUUUUUAAAAGAUCCGAUAUGCCCGACGGGGCCGGCAGUAGUCCGACAAAUAACCAUGGGGAAACGUCUACGGAAGGGAAUGAAGUAACCUUUGACGCCGCUCCUGCGAACAACUUCUGCGACGUAAUGGACGUCCCUCCUAGUUCCUCACGUCAACCACCAGACGGUGACGAGUUCCCAGAUUACAACGAAGUCACAUCAAGCAAACCCGAACCUAGAAAGGAACCGAAGGCAAAUUGGUCGCAUAAAUUAUGGGCUACAGGCUCCCAUAAUUUAUUUAAAGAUCAACAAAGUUCCUUUAGUGUUCGAGAUAAAAUAGCGAUUUUCUCAAGUACCGGCGGUAUAACAACAUCUACCACUUUAAACAAAUCGAAUAAAAGCACGGAUGAUAUUCCAACCGCGAUCGAGAAGGAGUAUUUUGAGAAAUCCCGAAACUUGAAUAACUCCUUCCCAAAAGUCAAGCGAUCGCUCAGCACCUCAUCCAAAACUGAUCGAUGGAUUGCAGACAAGGCGUCGAAAGUAAACGGUUUGAAACAUAGCAGCUUGGCAUCAAGCAAAGCAAGAAGCUCUUUAGAUUUAACUAUGGAAAUCUCCCACACACGCUGUCUGUCUGAAGAAAAAUACGACUAUGUCGACAAUACCUACGCGCCUAGCUCCCAUUUACACACGCGAUCUCAAAGCUUAAUGGACAUAAGCUCCUCUGAUCAAUUGCCAAAGAAAGAUCGUUGGAAACUGCUUUUAGAACAACGACAACGCAGCUUAUCAAAAUUAAAAGGUUUAGUUAUUCCUGAAAAAGUAAUCGAAGUAGAUGUUCCUGUAUUGGACUUGCCAGAAAUUAAAAAUAAUAAUCUACCAAGCAUAGUUGGCGACACAAAGACUGCACUAUUACCUCCUGAGUCGACGAAUUCUUCUUGCCAUCGUAACUCAUAUGUUCCUUUCAUGUCCACGCCACCAUGGACUAAUAACCUAUCAGCUAAUGUACCUAAGUAUUCGCCCGCGUUUAAACGAAAAAGUUUACAAAUACAUUCCGAAACGUUUACCAAUGGAAUAUCAAGCUCUGUCGCUCUGACCGAUUCCACAGACAAUUAUUCCAAGCCGCAUCCCGGUAAAAUUGAUUUUUGCAACGCAAAAGUUAUCAACGAUGCACCGAAAUCACUGGAAAGUAUUACUUCCCCCACAAGGUCUGAUUCCAGUUUUGAAUAUGUUAGUAGUUCUUUCGAUAUUAAACCACACAUCAAAUUUUUCCACACAAGCACGAUUUCCCAAGAUAGAACUGAGCCUAAAAAGCAAGAGGAUGAUAGUGAUAAUGAUUCCGCUGUAAGUUCUAGUCAAUCUAGUUAUAUAUCUAGAACAUCUCCACCAUCGUCGCCAAUUACAAUACAUAGCACUUUCACGUCUCCAAGAAUAAACGCGCAGGAGUUCCUGCUCCACAAAGGCGAAGAGAGCGACCCUCAAGCAAGCUUCGAAGGUGAUAAUCACAAUCAUCGAUUGUUAAAAGCGCAGAGUGUGGAAGCGAUUAAUCGUAAAAAUAUUUUAGCUUCAGCUAAGUGUCGAAGUGGCAGGGAUCUAAAGAUCGGAUCGCCUCUCAUUCAACGUCGCUUUGAAGAGGAGGAAAAGAAAACUGUUAACGCGAGUGAUGCCGUACCAGAAGGCAAUAUGCAUAAAACCACACGAGAAGAAAAUUUAAAGAACAAUACAGUUGCUACGACCCCAAAUCCGAUCAAAGUAGAAAAACAGAACCACACAGACACAAAAAAAUUAUCACUGAAUAGUCUGUCCAACAAAUCCGAUAAGAGGGAUUUACAAAUGAAGAUUUUGCCCAAUUUUAGCACUCUACCGCGAACCAAAGCUACGAGCGUUACUGAUUUACGUAAGAGUUUUGAAAAGUUGAGUCCAUCACCAACUAUCGAAACCACCAAUAAUCAUUUUAUUAAAAACAAAUUCGAGAAUAACUUCAAAAAGGAAAUCGCAAAUAGAAAGGAUGCUCCUGUUGAAAACAAGCAGGAAAAUUCUGUUGUAACCAAUGAGACUAUUAUACUACGGCCAGAAAUUCCCGGUGGAAGUGUGGGUGUAACACUUGCCGGUGGAGCGGAUUACGAAACAAAAGAAAUAACAGUUCACAAAAUUAGGGGUGAUAGUUCGGCACAUCGUGAUGGAAGGCUGCAAAAAGGCGACCUUGUUCUAUCAAUUAAUGGAAAAACUGUUGAGGGGUUAACACACAGGCAACUAGUGUCACUGCUCAAAGAACCUUUACCUGAAAUUACCUUGGUGGUGAGCAGAGGGAAAACUUCCAAUACAGCCUCGGUGCCAACAUCACCGCGCUCACCGGAGGCAAAAUUGGCGCAACUACAGCCGAUAAAAGACACCGAUGGGACCUCACACAAGCAAACGACAAUCACAGUGUCUCUUAUAAAAGAUGCAGCGGGUAUAGGAAUAAGUUUGGAGGGAGGCAAAGAUUCACCACUCGGAAACAUGCCGCUAUUAAUAAAGAAGGUUUUCAAAGGUGGGGCCGCUGAAAAAACCGGAAAAAUACAAGUUGGCGACCAGAUUGUGUUUGUAAAUGAAACAGAUGUGUCUUCCAUGUCGCGAUUUGAAGCGUGGUCGGUUUUGAAGAAAUUACCUGAAAAUAUUACAAUAUCCUUGACAAUUAGGAGAUCGUCUAUGCCAUAAAUUGUGUGUGAUUUAUUAAAUCAAAUUAUUACGUAAUAUAUAUUUGUUGAUCAAGUGACAAACCAAUUUCUUUUAAGUAACACAUUUAUUUUCCGGUAAGAAAAUGCCAGAAAUGCAUACCGUAUUGCCAUAAUUUGUUCCAUUUUUAUAUUUUCGUUUUGUUGAAACAUAUGUAACUGUGAUGUACAAAUGUAGUUUUACUAUAGCAAAGGGGUUUAUAAUAUUUACCAUUGAAUGAUAUAGGAAUCAUUUUUUUCGGUUGAUUUGAAAAACAACAAAACUUUAUCAUUGUGCCUAAAAAGCUUUAAAUUUGAUUAAAUUAGUUAUAAAAU
This is a messenger RNA of Photinus pyralis (common eastern firefly), 4867 nucleotides long. RefSeq lists its product as uncharacterized. The transcript has 10 exons. The record is from RefSeq and is a predicted model, not a curated record. Gene Ontology annotation, molecular function: protein binding. The coding region runs from base 198 to 4535 and encodes 1445 amino acids. Lineage: Eukaryota; Metazoa; Arthropoda; Insecta; Coleoptera; Lampyridae.